Messenger RNA from Aspergillus aculeatinus CBS 121060, 3441 nucleotides. Its product is annotated as P-loop containing nucleoside triphosphate hydrolase protein. The record is from RefSeq and is a predicted model, not a curated record. Gene Ontology annotation, biological process: transmembrane transport. The coding region runs from base 1 to 3441 and encodes 1146 amino acids. Gene Ontology annotation, molecular function: ABC-type transporter activity; ATP hydrolysis activity; ATP binding. Lineage: Eukaryota; Fungi; Ascomycota; Eurotiomycetes; Eurotiales; Aspergillaceae. Gene Ontology annotation, cellular component: membrane. The transcript has 7 exons.
AUGCUUGCCUCGCUCUUGACGCUUCUCCUCCCGUUAUUCCUACGACGAGUUCUGCAGGAUCCCACUCAUAUCGGGAACUUUGUGGCUCUUUUUCUAGCUAGUGCGGUGGCUACGCUGGCUGGACGUGCCAAAGAUCAGAUCUGCCGAGUCCUAUCUGUUCGAGCUUCAUCUGUUCUCUCUAUGGCUAUAUUCCAAAAGAGUGUUCGUUUUUCGAACCUGGCGCAUCUCCGGAGUCCCGUGGGAAAGGUCUUGGGCAGCUCCACAACCGAUAUGAUGCUAGUCCGAAACUAUGUGCUCAAGGUUCAUGAUAUUUGGAGUAGUCCUUUGCAGUUGCUGCUUAUCGCGUUUAUGAUCGUUCGCCUGCUUGGUAUAUCUGGGGUCGUGGGUUAUGUGGCAAUGUCACUCCUUCUUUUUUCCCAGACUCGGGCGAACGCUGCGGUGGGUGUAGCAGUCGAAGACUACCUGCGCAUCGAUGAGGUGCGCAUCAAUCAUCUCAACUCCGCCUUCCAAAAGAUCCGCGGUAUCAAAUCGUUGGGAUUGGAGCCUAUGUUUCUCAAGGAGAUACGAUCAGCCCGGGAGAUGCAAUUGGAAGCCCUGUGGCGUCGCCUGCGCGUCGUCUUCUGCUUUUUUAUCUCCAUAAACCAGAUGAUUCCUGCAGUCACCGCCAUGGUUUCCUUGACAAGCUACUGGUAUACUGGCCAUGAGUUGGUGCCAGAGGUGGUAUUCCCUGCCUUGACAUUAUUCGAAAUGACAUUCUCGCCAGCCUCCAAAUUCUCCCUCUCGGUAACCCGUCAGUUCUCUAUUCUCCCGUGUGUCCGACGCAUUCUCCAUAUCCUGCACCAAACGGAACAUCGGCCUGCCAGUCACGAACCAGGAGAAGCCCCCCAGUCGAGCGAUGCCAGCGCCGGCAAUAUGAUCCAUUUCCAUGAUGCGAAAGUAUCCUAUCCGAACGCAGAUGACAGUGCGACUAGCUUUGUUCUAGGACCGAUCACCAUGGGUAUACCGGCCAAUAAAUUGACAAUCAUACACGGAGCCAGUGGAAGUGGUAAGUCCACGGUGCUUGCGGCCAUUGGCGGGCAAGCCGAGGUCAUUGAGGGUCAACUCCUACGAAAUCCGGCAACGAUGGCCCUAUGCACUCAAGACCCCUGGAUCAUGUUAGGUACUGUUCGUGAUAAUAUCACGUUUCUGCGGUCUUACGAGCCUGUGCGGUAUCGUCAAGUCGUCCGCCUCUGCUGCCUCGAGUCAGACAUUGCCUCGUUUCCGGGCGGCGACCUCGCAAUAGUAGGGGAGAGUGGCGCUAACCUCAGUGGUGGACAGAAGGCCAGAAUCUCUCUGGCACGAGCUGUCUACAGCGAGGCAGAUCUUCUACUUUUGGAUGAUUGUCUGGCUGCAGUUGAUCCCCGGGUGGCGCGCAAGCUGUUUCAUGAGUGCAUCCUCAAGCUGCCGCAGACCGUUAUUUUAGUUACACAUCAGGCCGAGUUCAUCCGAUAUUGCGACCAUGUUGUUUCUUUAGCCAACGGCAUGGUUGCGGAGGCAGGAAGCCCCGAGGAGUUACGAAAAUCCCCACAUGGCAUUAUUGGGUCAAUCCUUGUCGGUGAGACAGGGACUUAUAGCAAGGACCUGGAUGGAGUUAUGAGCAUGGAAUCAACGUCCAAGCCAGAUUCUGCUGAUUCCAAGCAGAUCACUUUGGUGGAGGAGGAGCGUGCCCGUGGUAAGGUUGACACUGAAUUAUAUCGAUUCUACUUUGAAUGUGCUGGAGGCCCUCGGUUCAUAAUGCUGCUCUCCCUCAUGCUCUUUCUCACCGUCGCUGUUCGAAUUGUCAACAGUUUCUGGUUACCAUGGUGGAUGGGAAAUGUGCUAUCUGUCUCGACACCUACUUAUCUUACAGGAUAUGCUCUAGUCGUCAUGCUACAGGCCGUCUUCAUUGCCUCAGUUGGGGUGAUUCUUGUAUUGGGAACGAUGAAGGCUAGCCGGAGUAUCCAUGAGGGCGUUGUCACCCGUCUCUUCCGCGCACCAUUGGACUUCUUCAGUGGACAGCCUCUAGGUCGCGUCUUGAACCGGCUAUCGGUAGAUAUCGAUGGAAUCGACUUUCGACUCAUCAAUGCGGGCGAUUUGUUGCUCAUGGCUGCAACAUCGCUGUUUGCGGCGGUCAUUGUGCUUGUCUGGAGCUCCCCCUACCUUCUGCUGGCCUUCGGACCGAUAUUCUACUUCCAAUACCGUAUUCAAUCUCUCUAUCGAGUGUCUGCCCGCGAACUCCGACGCGUUUGUUCUAUCCUAGACUCCCCCGUCCUCUCCGUUAUCACGGAGAGUAUGGCUUCGAUGCCGACGAUUCAGACGUAUGAUGCACGAGAGCUGUUUGAAGAACGUCACCGUGUAGCCCUUGGUCGUGCCAUUGUCGGAAUUACCGUCCGCUAUGCAUUGGAAACAUGGAUUACACUGCGGAUCGAGAUGCUUUCAGUGGCCCUGCUGGGGUGUGCGGGUUUGCUCGGGGUCUUCGGUGUGCUCGACUCGUUACAGAUGGGGCUCAUCUUCACCCUCAGCAUUUCACUGUCGAAGCAUAUGCACCAGUUUCUGUGGUCUUUGAUCAAUGUCGAGGUCGAGAUGAACUCCACGGAACGACUGCGCCACUACAUGACUCGGAUCCCGGUGGAAGAUGAUCACCGCGUGCAGCCGACGAGCCCAACCUGGAUGGGGGAUACUCCGGACGGGGCGCAUCCUUACAUUGUAAUCAAGUCUCCCGACUCCGAGUCCGAAGGUGAGAUCAUCUUCUCCAAUGUCACCGUCCAAUAUCCGCGCAGCCACAGCCCAUCCCUCCGCGAUUUCUCGAUGUGCAUCCGAGCGGGCGAGAAAGUGGGGAUCAUCGGACAUAGUGGCUCGGGCAAAUCGACUAUAUUGGCGGCUUUGUCAGCCCUCGCCCCGGUGGUGCACGGUCGGAUCACCAUCCGUGGGACUCCGAUCAACGACCUCCCUCUCACCACCCUCCGAAGCAUGGUGCACGUCCUCCCGCAAGACUCGGUCCUGUUCCCCGGCUCGGUGCGUCAGAACCUCGAUCCGCAGAGCUCUCACUCUGAUGGCACCUUACUCCAUGCGCUUUCCGUCGCCGAUCCUACACCCCACCGCACAAACAGCAGCGCUCUGCUGGACACCGUGAUUGCACCCGGGGGCACGAAUCUUUCGGCUGGACAGGCGCAGCUGAUCUGUUUGGCCCGCGCUCUGCUGGCCAACCCUCGCAUCCUCGUCCUGGACGAGGCGACCUCGAGCGUGGACUUGCAGACGGAGAACCAUAUUCAGCAGGUCUUACAGGAGCACUUCCGUGAUAGUAUCAUUUUGUGUGUGGCGCACCGUCCGACGAGCGUGGCGUGGAUGGAUCGAGUGAUCGUCAUGGCAGACGGCAUGUGUGUCCGCGAAGAAGGCCGUGCGGGUAUUCGUGCGGAUGUUUGA